GUCCCAGACACCUCUGCUUAAACAGUUAAACUGGUCCAGCUACCUCGCUCGUAUAAGGUUGGGAAGCCUACGAUCAGGAUCCGAUCCGUCAUUCACGAAACGACAGCAGCCACGCCGCAUCACUCCACCGCUCUUGCUUUUCACUAUCAUAAUUGAAAUUACGCAAUUUGUCUCCAACUUUCGCGUUCCUGUCAUCUAGGGUCGUGUCCAAUAGGCACAGCCCAAAUAUUGGAUAUGAAGUUAGGGUUUUUGUAGGACUAGGUGCUCAAGGAGGCAAAUCACUGAAGCUAUGGAGGCUUAUAAAAGAUGGGUCAGGCAAAACAAAGAGUUUGUGCACUCUUUGGGUUCUAUGGCCAGUGGGAUGACAUGGCUUUUUCCAGAACGGUUCUCUGAGUCAGAGAUUGGACCAGAAGCAGUAACAACCAUUUUGGGAAUUAUCACAACUAUAAAUGAACAUAUAAUUGAUACAGAAGCUACCCAAACUAUUACAGGCUCAAUUGAGCCAAAUCCAUUUCCUUAUCCUUUAUGUUUAUCUGCGAUAAAGGAUUUGGAAACACUAGUUGAAGUUGUGGCGCAAGAGUACUAUGGCGAUGAUAAGAAAUGGAAUUUCCUUGCUGUUACAGAAGCAACCAAAGUGCUGGUCCGGUUAUCUUUGUUUCGGAAGAGUGGAUAUAAGAUGCUGCUACAGGGAGGGGAGAUGCCUAAUGAUGAGAAGAAUUCAGAUAAUUUGAAUUCUCAACGCCAAAUAGACCAUUUGCCACAACUUAGAGGGCAUCUUGGGUCUGGUUACAUGAAUAAUAAUCUUGUUCAAAACCCAUGGAAUCUUGAAGGGAAAGCACUCUCUGCUUUAAGUAGAUUUGGAGAAAAUGCUAGGGUGUUGUCGGAUCCAACAUGGUUGCGACGGGUUAAACACCAGCAUGAAAUUAUGAAGCCUCCUGAUGUCGAGAAACCUACACUUUUAGCUGUAAUGUCCAAGAAGGGUCUUCGUGGGGUUAUGUUUCUAAUCGGAGAAGUUCUGUUUAUCACGAGACCACUUGUUUAUGUUCUAUGCAUUCGGAAGUACGGCAUUCGGUCAUGGACCCCUUGGUUCGUGUCAUUAGCUAUUGACUGCAUUGGGACAGGCAUCCUUUCCCUAGUUACUACUUCUGUGGUUGGAGGGAAGGAGCAUGUCUUUCAUCUUUCGGCCCCAGAGAAGGAUGAGGCUAGAAGACGGAAGCUGUUAUUUGCUCUUUACUUGAUGAGAGAUCCAUUCUUCAGCAAGUAUACCAGGCUAAAACUGGAAAGCACUGAGAAAACCUUGGAACCAAUACCCAUGAUAGGAUUUCUUACAGCAAAGGUCAUUGAACUUGUGAUUGGAGCUCAAACACGGUACACUUACACGUCAGGAUCAUGAAAUUAUAACAAGAAAAUAAGGUCUCCCGAUCCUUCAAGAUUUAGAUGUCUAUUCCAGACUUCUUGUCUCAAAUUUACACGGAGGAGAUGUAUCAAUCUCCUAUUUGAACAUCAAGAAACUGGAAAUUUCAGCUGCUCCUUUUCCUGGCGCAAUGAUCCCAGAUGUGGAAGUUGUGAAUCAGGUGUGAGCAUUUUUCUUCUCUCUAUGGAUGUCUCUGGGGAGCUUUUGUUGCUAUCCACUACGAUGUUGUAGAUAGAAUUACACUCGUAGUUCGGAGCAUCAACACGACGAGUUAUGUUGUGAUUCUUUUGCGCAAAAUAUUAUAGUUCGCUCUAUCUCUGAAACAUCAACUCAUUCAGCAUCUGUAACUGGACCAUGUCUUUAAGACCUGAUAAAGCUUUUGGUCCCUCAAAAAAAACACAGGAUAAAUGAACAAGCAUCUUGAGGGGGACCUUGUCAUGCAGUUUUCAUAUUUCAGUUUCUGCAAAAUGUUUUUAAUUUUUAUUAAGUAUUUUAAUUUCAGUUUAUAGCGGAUUAUUGCUAUCAGUAAACUCUUUGUUCUCCUUA
This is a messenger RNA of Neltuma alba, 1960 nucleotides long. Its product is annotated as peroxisome biogenesis protein 16. The transcript is spliced from 8 exons. The coding region runs from base 290 to 1393 and encodes 367 amino acids. Gene Ontology annotation, biological process: peroxisome organization. Lineage: Eukaryota; Viridiplantae; Streptophyta; Magnoliopsida; Fabales; Fabaceae. The record is from RefSeq and is a predicted model, not a curated record. Gene Ontology annotation, cellular component: peroxisomal membrane.